This is a messenger RNA of Eutrema salsugineum, 525 nucleotides long. RefSeq names its product LOB domain-containing protein 35. The record is from RefSeq and is a predicted model, not a curated record. Bases 1 to 525 code for a protein of 174 amino acids. The transcript has a single exon. NCBI's taxonomy places the organism in Eukaryota, Viridiplantae, Streptophyta, Magnoliopsida, Brassicales, Brassicaceae.
AUGGCUUCCAACCCUUGUUCUGCAUGUAAAGUCUUGAAAUCUGUGUGUACUGGUGAAUGCAUUUUUGCGCCAUAUUUUCCAUCAACGGAACCUGAAAAAUUUGACCGUGUGCAUAGAAUUUUUGGAGCCGAAAACGUUUACAAAAUACUAAAUAAUGAGACUUUUUCACCUUUACAACGUGAACAUGCUGUUAAGGCUCUCAACUAUGAAGCUGAAGCACGCAUUCAUGAUCCUGUAACCGGGUGUUAUGGUAUGUAUUUGGCUUAUGAAAAAAUUCUCAACAAUUUGAAAGAGCAAAUUGUCUCAGCAAAGAAUGAGAUCGUGGUCACCAAAAGAUCCGAUAAAGUACCGCAAUAUUCUGAUACUCCUAUGCCUGAAGAUUUCCUCAUGACACAAAACCAUGAAGAUUUCCUCAUGACACAAAACCAACAGAUGGGUGAUAAUCAUGGAGCUGAUGAGGUAUCAACAUCUGCAACGCCACCUGCAUCUUUAGGAGGAACCAAUGAUACUCAACAGACACCUUAA